Molecule: messenger RNA, 1690 nt
Organism: Cajanus cajan (pigeon pea)
Lineage: Eukaryota; Viridiplantae; Streptophyta; Magnoliopsida; Fabales; Fabaceae
Gene: TAF15
Product: TBP-associated factor 15
Molecular function (GO): RNA binding
Source: RefSeq, a predicted model, not a curated record
GAUUGGCACCGGAAGAGAGGAAGAAGAACAGUGCGGAGAGUGGAGACGGAGUGAGGAGAAGCGAUAAAUCACAGAUCUAUUCAACAACACACCAACAACUCUUUCUAUCCGAUAUCAACCUCCUCCGAUUUCGAUUUCGAUUUCGGAGCUCUGGUGGUUUUGGUUGCUUCUGUUUCAUGAGAUUAAGGCCCCAUGGCAACCCAUCCUGGAAAACAUGCUCCUUCAAAUGGGUCUGUCUAUGUAUGCAACUUGCCCUAUGGGACUGACGACAAUAUGCUGGCUGAAUAUUUUGGCACCAUUGGAGUAAUAAAGAAAGAUAAACGUACAGGGAGGCCAAAAAUAUGGUUAUAUCGAGACAAAGAGACUAAUGAACCAAAGGGAGAUGCUACCGUAACUUAUGAGGAUCCACAUGCUGCUGUAGCUGCUGUUGAAUGGUUUAACAACAAAGAUUUUCAUGGCAGUACAAUUGGGGUUUUUAUAGCAGAGUCAAAAAACAAGGAUGACCAAACAUAUAAUUCAGUUGUAGAACCAGAAGUUGCUGGUAAUGUUGGUGGACUAGAGGGAAAUACCAAGGAUGUUAAUGGUGGUAGUGGAAGAGGUAGAGGUCAAAUUGAUACUUCAGGCAAAGCAUGGCAACAAGAGGGCGAUUGGUUGUGUCCGAAUACAAGUUGCUCCAAUGUGAACUUUGCUUUUCGUGGUGCGUGUAAUCGCUGUGGAACUGCUCGUCCUGCUGGUGCUUCUGGAGUUUCAGGGGCUGGUGGCCGUGGCAAAGGACGUGCUGGACAAGAAGCAGGGGGUGUUGGCCGACCUGUUGCUGGAGGACUCUUUGGUCCCAAUGAUUGGCCUUGUCCAAUGUGUGGCAAUAUCAAUUGGGCAAAGCGGACUAAAUGCAAUAUUUGCAAUACAAAUAAGCCUGGGCAUAAUGAAGGUGGUGUAAGAGGAGGACGAGGUGGAGGUUACAAAGAGCUUGAUGAAGAGGAAAUAGAAGAAACUAGGCGUCGUAGGAGGGAAGCUGAAGAUGAUGGAGAGUUGUAUGAUGAAUUUGGAAAUUUAAAGAAAAAAUUCCGUGCCAAAACACAGCAAGCUGAAGCUGCACGUGGAAUUCCUGGUGCAGGGCGUGCUGGUUGGGAGGUUGAAGAACUAGGGAUAGACAGGGAUGCUAGAGAAAGUAGAGACAGAGGGAGGGAUCGUAAUGAUGGGGAUAGCAGGAACAGAGAGCGAGGCGAAAAAGAUAGGCAAAGCAGUUGGAAUAGAGAGAGGGAGAGGGGAAGAGAUCGAGACUGGGAUUAUGUUGAUCGUGACAGAGAUUAUGGGCGAGACCGGGACCGAAGUAGACACCGUUAUUGAAAGUAGCAGCAAGAGUGAGUGCAUUCUACUAUGCUGUGUUGGCCUUUUGUGGAAGGAUUUCAAUUGCUUUGAAUUAAAUCCUUAAAUUUGGAGAUCAACUUUCUGCACUCUGAUUAAUAUGCCCAUUUUACUUGGCAUGGACCUUUUGUACAACCUACGAUAUUUUUUGCGUCUACUAUUCACAAGGACAAGUUUUUGUUUGAGAAUAGUUUAAACCAUUAGUUGUCUUCAGCUAAUUUCUUGUGUUAGUUGAAUGGAGCGCGAAUGAUAGUAUUACAAGACGAUAAUCUUGAAGGCUGACUAUUAUUUUUGUUGCAAUUUGCAAUUGAGUGUUUCAGUGUUC